This is a messenger RNA of Oreochromis aureus, 1368 nucleotides long. RefSeq lists its product as uncharacterized. The record is from RefSeq and is a predicted model, not a curated record. Bases 1 to 1368 code for a protein of 455 amino acids. The transcript is spliced from 3 exons. Lineage: Eukaryota; Metazoa; Chordata; Actinopteri; Cichliformes; Cichlidae.
AUGGUGAAGAGGCUGACAGAUAUCUGCGCUAAAGGAGGAUUUAAGCUUUCAAAAUGGAUCAGCAACAGUCGCACAGUGCUCAUGUCAAUCCCAGAGGAAAGAAGAGCAAAGGAAAUUAAGGAUCUGGAUUUGGACACUAAUCAACUUCCAGUUGAGAGAGCACUGGGGUUACAGUGGUGCAUAGAAACAGACAAGUUCCAGUUCAAAACCUUCUUGCAGGACCGUCCAACAACCAGAAGGGGCAUUUUGUCUGUGGUCAGCUCACUGUAUGAUCCUUUGGGAAUCUUGUCUCCCUUCAGUAUGCCAGCUAAACUGUUGCUACAAGAGCUUUGCCGACAAAAUUUGAAGUGGGAUGAAGUUAUUCCCCACUCUCUUUCCCAGCGGUGGCGUGAUUGGCUGGAGGAUCUCCAGCUGAUUUCAAAGUUCAAAGUGGAACGUUGCAUCAAACCAAGUUGCUUUGGAAGACCAGAUAAGGCACAACUUCAUCAUUUUUCUGAUGCAAGUCAAGAUGGGUAUGGAACGGUGUCAUAUUUAAGGUUGGAGAAGAAUAACAUCACGCAUGUUGCUUUUAUCCUGGGAAAGGCAAGAGUUGCUCCUCUCAAGCAAACUACAAUUCCCAGGUUGGAAUUGACGGCUGCAGUUCUUGCAGUUCGAGUGAAUAUGCUUCUGCAAAAAGAGCUGCAGGUAAGGUUGGAAAAAUCAGUUUUUUGGACUGAUAGUACAACAGUACUGAAAUACAUCUCCAAUGAAACCAGAAGAUUUAAUACUUUUGUUGCAAACAGAAUUGCCGUCAUUCGAGAAGCAACAGAUGUGAAUCAGUGGAGAUACGUUUCUUCCAAGGAGAACCCUGCAGAUGAUGCAUCCAGAGGCAUGAGAGCUGGAGAUUUCCUCAAAUGUAGAAGAUGGAUAAAGGGGCCAGAAUUUCUCUAUAGGUCAGAAAAGGAAUGGCCUAAACUGGAUAUGGAGUACCGUGUAAUUUCUGCAGAUGAUCCAGAGGUCAAAAAGGACCUGACAAUGAAUGUCAUUGUGAAGGAAUUACAAAAUCCUACCAGCCAUCUUAUCCACUACUUCUCGUCUUGGGCAAAACUUAAAAUCUCUGUAGCCUGGCUUUUAAAGAUGAAAGAGGCCUUGGCGUUGCUGGCGCAGAAGAGGAAAGAGUUGCUUGCUGCAGGAAAAGGUGGAAACAGACGCUACAGCUCCAAGAGGAUCGUGGAUGAUGGCGAAAGUCUUAAAUGUAAACCAGGAUGCAAAAGGCUUGGUGCGUUCUGUGAGACUACAAACAAGAACCAGUGUUUUGGAAAGGCCAGUGACAAAACUUAUUUUGCUACUGGAAGCCGCAUCGUGAAGAAAAUCCUCAAUGAAGAUUAA